Messenger RNA from Iphiclides podalirius (scarce swallowtail), 1179 nucleotides. The record is from the annotation of a GenBank genome assembly. Lineage: Eukaryota; Metazoa; Arthropoda; Insecta; Lepidoptera; Papilionidae.
AUGCCUGCCGUAACGUCAACCACUGAAGAAGAGCAAAAUAAUGCUGAUCAAAAAAUGUGGAAUGCCCUAAAAAGAUAUAUUAUACGAGAAAGGCAAAGGAAAAAAGAAGAAUAUGAAGCUGAGGUUGAAGAAGAGAGAUUGAGAAAAGAACGCGAGGCUAGAGAAAGGCAAGAUGUGAUGACGCUGGAAGAAACUAAGGAGCAAAUUGACCAAUUGGAACAAAAACUAAAGCAGUUGGAAAAAGAAAAACAACAGUUAUUCAUGCAGCUCAAAAAAGUACUUAAUGAAGAUGAGAUAAGGAAACGGCAACAACAAAAGGAAUCUAAUGAUAUGCCACCAAUGAAGAUGCCAAUGGGCAACAUUCAGAUACCAAUGUUUCCAAUGUCGUCAACAGGGCAGGGUGAACCACCUCCCUCACAGGGUAGACCACCCGCUAUGUCAUCACACAUACUCAAUAAGAAUAAGCAUUCAAACUACAUGUUGUUUCCGCAACAGCAGACAAUUGUCCGUGGACCAAUACAGUCUGGGGUUAAAAGGCCACGCAGUCCAUCCCCAACUUAUGCUUUAUACACACAGAGAAUACAUCCACCACCGAUGAAGCAUCAAUCAGUGUAUUCCGAUCAUAAAGUAGAAGAUGGCCGUAUGGGCCGUCAAAUGGCCCGCGCAGUGCUUUGGAACAAGCCGUCGCAGUACGCGUCCAACGUUGGCAGCUCGCCGGUGUCGUCCGGCGCGUACUACGCAAUGCCCACGUCGGGCGUGGUGGGCGUGGUGGGCGAGAGGCCCCCCACCCUGCUGUAUCCCCACCACGCGCACACGCCCCACACGCCGCACACGCCGCACACGCCCCACCACUCGAACCUGAUGUACGCGCCGGCGCCCCAGCCCCAGCUGUACAUCGACAUACUGAAGAACAGGGAGGGUCAGCAGCACCAGGAGCCGAAGAAGGAGCCGCAGCCGCCGCAGGUGCUGAUCGGGCUGAGCGAAGCCCACCAUACGUCCGUGAGCAGCGGCGUGGUGUACGCCCAGCCACCAGUCAGCCGCCACAUCGCGAUACACCCGCCGCCCCAGCACAACAAUAUGCAGACGGCGAAACCGGGCAGCAUAACCCAGGGCUACCCCGUGCAGCAGUCCAACCCAAACGUCCAGAACCCCAACAUAUAUCCGAACCGCCACCGAUAU